AUGGCAUGGCCGAAUCCGUUCCGCGCUCGGACAGUUAACACCCGCGAUGCCUGGGGCUACAGAUUUGAAAUCGAUGAACAGCAUCUCACGCCUGAACAAUGCCAACCUCUCAAGUUCUCGUACGAUGUGAUAGCCGAACAGGUACUCGACCGCUUGAACGAGAUUUCGCCACCCGCAUCGAACCAGCUACCCAAAAAUAAUGGCCAAUUCUCAGCAGCUGGUUCUGAUGGCCCGAGAGCGGGCGACGAUAGUAAACAUAAGCUCACGCUGCCCCAAAGGGACCUGUAUGCUAUCCUGCAAGAGCACUCUAGCACGGACGAGCUUCUGGGACAGUUUUGGCGUGAUGUCAACACGGUGCCCGAAUGGGUUGAUUGGGAGCAGAUUCGGAGAGGUCAGGACGUGUUUUAUCGCUACGGUGGUGCUUGUCUGACUGGACUGGCAUAUCAGUCGCUCUUAGGAGGCAUGGGAGCUGCAAGAGUCGUUGAAGUGUUGGCGCGAACAGGUGGGUUCUCUACGAAAGUGGCUCGAGGGCGACUGUUUGAAACGACGCAGCACAUCCUGCAAUGUACGAGGUCAGUGGAGAGCAUGAUGCCCGGAGGCGAUGGCUUUGCUUCUACCAUUCGGGUGAGACUACUCCAUGCUGCUGUUAGACAGCGUAUCAUGAAACUCCGAGCAUCGAAGCCGGAGUAUUUCGAUAUGGAGAACUGGGGCGUCCCGGUAAACGACCUCGAUGUUCUGGCUACGCUCGCGACGUUUUCAGCAGCGCUUCUGUGGGUGAGCUUGCCGCGUCAGGGGAUCUUCGUUCGUGGUCAGGAGAUCGAGGACUACAUUGCGCUUUGGAGAUACAUUGGCCAUGUAAUAGGUGCUCCGGACAGCCAUUUCCAAACUCCCGGGCAGGCCAAGCGAUUGAUGGAAACAUUGCUUUUGAACGAAAUCCACCCCACGCACACUUCAAAGGUUCUUGCCAACAACAUUAUCAAGAGUUUGGAAGGGCAGCCACCCGGGUAUGCUUCUGCGGACUUCCUCGUUGCAUCAGCUCGCUGGCUGAACGGCAACGCCCUCUGCGACGCUCUCGGUCUACCUCGUCCCUCUCCAUACUAUUGGGCAUUGAUGGCUGGACAAUGUUUGUUUUUUAUGGUAUUCUGCUACACAUAUCGCAUGAUACCCUACCUCGACCGGCGGAAGAUUGCCACACUCAAGCAGGUGUUUUAUGCAGUUAUUGUGAAGAGCAAGUAUGGUCUGCAGGGCGAAGAAAGCAAGUUUUCGUUGAAAUACGUCCCGGAAUACAGUACGAUUACGGAGAUGGGCGAGUGUGAGGAGGCGAAGGCCACUUACUCCCACGUGGAAAGCCGCAACCUCAAGACUUUUGUGAUAGGCAUUGGCGUGCUAGGCAUUGGUACAUGGGUCGGAUGGAGGAUCAUGAGCGGCAUUGCGAGUCGUAUACUACCUCCUUGGUAAAUAGCUCGGGCAAAGAUGUGCAGACCUG
Molecule: messenger RNA, 1486 nt
Organism: Sphaerulina musiva SO2202
Lineage: Eukaryota; Fungi; Ascomycota; Dothideomycetes; Mycosphaerellales; Mycosphaerellaceae
Exons: 2
Coding region: 1-1458 (485 amino acids)
Molecular function (GO): oxidoreductase activity
Source: RefSeq, a predicted model, not a curated record